CGCUCAUCUCUGCCAGUGUGCUUCGUUCAUUCUCGAUCCCAUGGUCUCCUCCGAAUCCAUUUUCAAGAAUAUUCGAGUCUAUUGGCUGGCGUUUGUGACUUAUUGGGGAAUCAUACUCUUCGGAUACGACACGGGGAUCGCCUCGGGAGUCGUCACCGCCCCAAUCUUCCUGGAUCAAUUUGGUCUGAACAACGCGGACGGGACACCAAACAAGAAGAAGAGCAACAACAUCUCGGAAAACGUCGUGGCUGUCCUCCAAGCCGGGGCAUUCUUUGGGGCGCUGGGAAGCGCGCUAAUUUCGGCGAGAUUCGGCCGUCGAUACACACUUAUCGGCUUUUCAGGUGUCUUCAUCCUCGGCGCCAUUCUGACUACCGUGGCCAAAGGCGGGUCACAGGGUCUGGCGGAGAUCUACGCGGGACGCGUCAUCACGGGUAUUGGGAUUGGCGGGAUCUCCGCCGUCGCCCCCGCUUUCGUUUCCGAGUGCUCUCCGAAAGAGGUCCGCGGACGGAUCACCGGUCUGUUUCAGAUAUUUGUCGCGUUUGGGGUGAUGAUGUCCUACUGGGUUAACUACGGGAUCGCCCUGCAUGUCAAACCAGGCCCCAAGCUCUGGCGCAUCCCUUUCGGAAUCCAGCUCAUCCCCGCCGGCGUCAUGCUUCUCGGCCUGCUCACAGUCAGAGAAUCCCCGCGCUAUCUGGCAUCCGUUGGGCGCACGCAGGAAGCUCUUGACAAUCUCGCGUAUCUGCGCCGCGAGCCUCCCACGGCCGACGGUGUGAUCCACGAGAUGGCGGAGAUCGAAGCGGCCAUCCAGGAGGAGCGCGAUGCGAGGCGGGAGCUGGGGUUGAAAGAGGCGUUCCUGGGGAAGGGGAAUUGGGUCCGCUUCGUUAUCGCAAUCGUGAUUUUCUUGUUACAGCAGUGGUCCGGUCAGAAUGCCGUCAACUACUACGCGCCGCAGAUCUUCGCCUCGAUCGGGUACACUGGCAGAAAGAACGGAUUGCUUGCAACUGGAAUCUAUGGCGUGAUCAAAGUGGUCGCCACCGCGAUAUUCGUCUUCCUCGGGGUCGAAUGGCUGGGCCGUAAAGCAUCGCUGUUCAUUUCGGCGGUGGGCAUGGGAACCUGCUUCUUUAUCAUAGGUUCCAUUCUCAAAACUCACCCGCCCCCCGCCACCAGCGCCACCGCGGCUCCAGUAGGUAAUCCACCCGCUGCGUCGAAGGCCAUGGCGGCCAUGCUGUAUAUCUUUGUUUGCUUUUAUUCGAUGGGGUGGGGUCCGCUUCCCUGGGUCUACUGUGCUGAUAUAUUUCCCACUCGGACACGACACUUCGGGUUAGCGGUCGCUAGCGCAUCACAAUGGCUUUUCAAUUUCGUGCUCACGCGUACGACUCUGCAAAUGGAGACGAAUCUCGGCUACAAGAUAUAUCUGAUGUUCGGAGCCAUCAAUAUCGGUGGUUCCGCGGUCUUCUCGCUCUUCAUCCCCGAAACGAAAGGCCGCUCGUUGGAGGACAUGGAUGUCAUUUUCGGCGCAGUAUCACGAGAGAAGAGACAGGCAGAUAUUGCCAAACAGGAGCAAGAACUGGACGUCCGAGAUGGUUCGGAAAAAGCUUGAGCCGUGUGGUGUUUUGUUGAUCGGAACUUAUCUGCCCAAUCCCAUCCUGUUUGUCAAGUGUGACCACGUGCUACUUCAGUCAGUGACUCGUUUGUUUCAAAGUCCAACCAUGUAUGGGAAAGUGAAUUUCCUA
Mycena citricolor is the source of this 1733-nucleotide messenger RNA. NCBI's taxonomy places the organism in Eukaryota, Fungi, Basidiomycota, Agaricomycetes, Agaricales, Mycenaceae. The record is from the annotation of a GenBank genome assembly.